AUGCUGAAGCUCGGUCUCAUCUUCGUGCUGCUCGUCUCGGCCCAAGCUGCUGAAGAGGAAUGCGUCGAACGGCCGUUCGCUUGCUACACGUACGAGUGGCUGACCGCCAAGGGAUUGCCGCACGAUCGGCCGGCUGCUUUCGAAAAGAAGUGCACACCAUGCCCGCUCGCUCCAUGCACCAACCCUGAAACUUUUGCGGCGAAAGGAGUCUUCUGGCCCAAGGUCAUUUGCAACCCCACCGGGUUCUUUUGUGUGGAGUUUCCCACCGAGGGCAACGUCGCACUGCCAAACUGUACCAAGCCGAUCGCCCUUGAAGGGAAAAAGAAGUAUGCGCUCCUGCCGUUCAACUUCUGCCACAGGGAGAUGCUGGCCAAGGGAACGUGCCCUGUUGAGCUUCUGAGCCGCGAGCCGUAUCGGCAGGAUGCCGUAAAAAUUGCUCCUGGUUUCUUUGUCCAAUGUGACGCGGGAUUUAUGGUGCCCAGCGAGGGCAGCGUCCCAGCCGAGCUGAAGAAGAUCAGCAAUGCCGUGCCGGUGAAGUGCGUAAACGCCUGUGUCUACAAGGAGAAGGGAACGGCGGCCGACUACGCGGAAUGCCAACUGCUUGACGUUGUCGAUCGCCAGAAUGAGACGGACAUCAAGGUGGUCCUGAAGUACGGAAAACGCCAGCUGCGCGAAGCCGAGCCGCCCGAGUGUAUCUCUCGCCCGUUCUUCUGCUACGCCUACGAGUGGCUGGCCGAGAAGCAACUGCCGCACGACGCCCCGGCUAGCGGCGUGCUGCUGUUGGUGCUCGGAAUCGCCGCCCUCGUUUGGGUGGUGUACAGUAGGCGCCGCGGUGCCAGCAAGCAGGAGCGCGUCAAGCCGCUCAGCGAGAGCGCGUACGGCCCGGAAGUCGACUCUUCUCGCGUCGAAGAAAGCGGAGCCCGGGUA
Molecule: messenger RNA, 927 nt
Organism: Mesorhabditis spiculigera
Lineage: Eukaryota; Metazoa; Nematoda; Chromadorea; Rhabditida; Rhabditidae
Source: the annotation of a GenBank genome assembly